UUAUUUCCCACCUCAGCCACCCUUACUUUGGCCCCAAGUUGCGUGAGAUAGGGAGGACCCGCAUUUCCUGGGUCGGCCCUCCUCCACCUCCUUGCGCACUGUCUUUAUAAGGAGAAGGCAGAGGUCACGUUGAAGUUUCCAAAGAAACGCCGGAAGCUGGGUUCAGAGUCCAGUCCACAUGGCUCCUUGAAAGCGUGUGGAACGUUUCAGAAGGGAAGAGCGUCGCUCGGCAUGUCUCCGCUCCAGCUGUCCGUCUUGUGGCGUCUGUCGCUGGCCUUUUUCUUCAACCCAUUCCUUUUCUUUCUCGACAUUUUCACAGCUGUGGUGGUCGAAGCCAACUGUCACCAUGGCAACGUCACGCGCCGCGAAAGGACGCUUGCGCAAAACCAAUCAGACAGCAAGGAACUUUCAGGACACGAAUCUGAUUGGAUGACUCGAAACAGCGACCGACACUCAGUGUGUGUCUGGUCUUCAGGCUUUUCCUAUGGCCAGACGAUGUACAUGGCGGGGAUGCUGCUUGGAUCGCUUGUGGGCGGAGUUCUGGCUGACAGGUACGGUAAACGUCCGGUGCUGCUGGUGUGCUUGUCGGUGCAGGCGGCAUGCGGCCUGGUGCCCGCUGUCCUUCCGCAGCCGUUCGUCUUCCUUGCCGUUCGCUGCCUGACAGGUGUUUGCUGCUCCUGUAUCACCAACUGCUCCUUCAGUCUAGCUGUGGAGUGGACCGCCCCCUCCGCCCGCCUCUGGCCGCCCGUUUUUUUGGGCUUCUGCUUCAGUCUUGGGACAAUGGGCGGAGCUCUGCUGGCCUGGCUCAGUCCCUCCUGGACGCAGCUUCACCUGUCUCUAGCUCUGCCUCAGUUCAUCUGCCUGCCGCUCUACCGUUCCAUUCCAGAGUCUCCGAGCUGGCUGGUGCUAAUGGGCAGAAUGGAUGUUCUGUACCUCUACUGUAACAGAAGUGAGGCAGACAAGCAGUGUGUGGACUUGCUUGUGGGCUCAAACAGCCUGGAGAAGACGAAAGUCCCUGCGGCCCCGAAAGAGCAACCACCAAAUGACCUCCCCCUGAGACAUCCAACCAUCCUACUGCGGCUGACCAUCAUGAGCUAUCUGGGGGCCGUAACCGCGCUGACAUACUUCGGCAUCUGUAUGAACAUUGGCUCGUUCGGCGUCAACGUUUACUCCGCGCAGUUCUUCUCGGGCCUAUCAGAGGCUCCCUGCCUGCUCGUCCCUCUGGUCCGCCUGGAUAGGCGCCCGAUGAGCAUGCUGACCUUGUUCCUGAGCGGCACUGCCUGCUUCCUGUCUUUGCUGCUGUCCAGAUACCAAUGUGAUGCAAUGCUGGUGAUGAGUGGGGCCCUGGUGGGCAAAUUCUGCAUCCUGGUCACCAUCUUCGUCUUGGCCCUGUACAGCAUCGAGCUGUUCCCCACCGUGGUCAGGCAGCGUUGCGUGUCAGCCAUCAACUUGUGUUUCCGGCUCGGCUGUCUGUUCAGCACUCUGUUCCCGGGUAACCCAGAGGGAACCAUCUCACUGGCCGCCAUGCUCAUAUACAGCAGCGGGCCAAUCAUCGGCUGCGGAUUGUGCCUACUGCUUCCGGAGACUAGCGGCACCCCGCUUCCCAACUCUAUGGAAGACUGUCACAAGCCGCCUCAACACCCCCUCGAAAGGACAAGGAAGCUGCAAAGCCAGCCGCCCGCUGCAGUCGCCACCGGCGAGUGCAAGCGAACACACAACAGCUGUCAGCCCGUGUGAAACAGCCCCGUUUUCUUUUUAAUGACCUGCUUUUAUUUCUAUUUUUGUACUUUGUAU
Syngnathoides biaculeatus (alligator pipefish) is the source of this 1794-nucleotide messenger RNA. The coding region runs from base 232 to 1737 and encodes 501 amino acids. Gene Ontology annotation, biological process: transmembrane transport. The transcript is spliced from 10 exons. The record is from RefSeq and is a predicted model, not a curated record. Gene Ontology annotation, molecular function: transmembrane transporter activity. Lineage: Eukaryota; Metazoa; Chordata; Actinopteri; Syngnathiformes; Syngnathidae.